UUUCUUUUUUUUUUUACCGUGGAGUUGUCGUCAUCCGCACCCCAGAUACCCCCACCCCCUCCCCACCACCCUCCCACUUAGCUCCCUAAAUGGAUGGGGCAGUCUUGGUUUGUGCAGUUCAGCGCAGGCCAAACGACUGGAGGAACUUGUGAACGUCCGUCACUUUUCUGGCGUUCACCGCGCAGAAAUGCCGGGCUGCUUCGCUGCUGAGGCUCAGCUUUAAGGACUUUUCUCCUGCUUUUGUGCACUCCCACCCCCUUCUUUUCUUUUCUUUCUUUUUCUUUUUCUUUUCUUUUCUUUUCUUUUCAGGAGGACCGACUCUUAGCUAUUGAAAAAAAAGGAGAACUUAAACGCAUUUGCAGCUGUCACGCUCAACUUUUUCCACUAUGGAUUGUAUGUAUUUACUGAUGUACUUUUCAGUCAGUCAAGUACUUUUGGAGCAUAUUUCUGCUGCAGAAACACAAGAAAAAGUCUCUGGAAAGUUAAGAGAGUAUGGUCUUAUUGUGCCGUUCAGCACAGACUCCCACGGCCGGUACAUUUCUCACGUGGUCUCUGCUGGAAGUGGAAGUAAAAGUUCCGAUGCUGCCUCUAGCCUUGGCAGCAUCAGCAGCAGCAGCAGAAGAAGAAGAAGGGUGGCUCGUGGUGCCCCUGAGAUGCCCUCGGCCACCUCUCCUGCAGCUCAGCACCUGUUUUUCAAUGUCACAGUUUUUGGGAAGGAGCUUCACCUUCGCCUCAAAGCCAACAGGAGGCUGGUGGCCCCGGGGGCUUUUGUGGAGUGGCAAGAAGACUUUAAGGAGAAAAGCAAGGAGCAUAUCAGUGGAGACUGUGUCUUCACUGGAGAUGUGACAGACAUGCCGGAGGCCUCUGUGGCCAUCAGCAAUUGUGAUGGGCUGGCAGGCCUGAUUCGGACUGAUAAAGGGGAGUUUUUCAUUGAACCCCUUGAGAAGGGCCAACAGGAUGUGGAAUCGAAGGGGCGAGUUCAUGUGGUUUACCGCAGGUCGGCCAUCAAGGCCGGCCAGCAGAAGAGCGACUUCCACAACGAAGUGGCAGACGUUGGAAUCGCAGAUCUUCCCGCCGCUCUAGAUCUUGUGGAACACAAACUAUCUGAGUCAGAGCGGAAGAGGAGACACGCAAAGAAAGACGACUACAACAUCGAAGUGCUGCUGGCUGUGGAUGACUCCGUUGUGCGCUUUCAUGGAAAGGAGCAUGUGCAAAAUUACGUUCUCACCCUUAUGAACAUAGUUGAUGAAAUUUACCACGACGAAUCCUUGGGAACCAACAUUAACAUCGUUCUUGUUCGUAUGAUAAUGGUUGGGUACAGGCAGUCGAUCAGCCUGAUUGAGCGUGGCAACCCAUCUCGCAGCCUGGAGCAGGUGUGUCGUUGGGCCAACACACAGCAGCGCCACAACCCCGAUCACGCCGAGUACCACGACCACGCCAUCUUCCUCACAAGGCAAGAUUUUGGUCCCGCAGGUAUGCAAGGUUACGCUCCAGUGACGGGGAUGUGCCACCCGCUGCGGAGCUGUACCUUAAACCACGAGGACGGCUUUUCUUCUGCCUUCGUUGUCGCACAUGAAACUGGCCAUGUCCUGGGAAUGGAGCAUGAUGGGCAAGGGAACCGUUGUGCAGAUGAGACCAGCAUGGGCAGCAUCAUGGCCCCCCUGGUACAGGCAGCCUUCCACCGCUACCACUGGUCGCGCUGCAGUAAGCAGGAGCUCAACAGAUACAUCCAUUCUUACGACUGCCUGCUGGACGAUCCAUUUGAACACAAGUGGCCCAAGCUUCCUGAGCUCCCUGGAAUCAAUUACUCUAUGGAUGAGCAGUGCCGCUUUGAUUUUGGGGUCGGUUAUAAAAUGUGCACUGCUUUUCGAACAUAUGACCCUUGUAAGCAGUUGUGGUGCAGCCACCCGGACAACCAGUAUUUCUGCAAAACCAAAAAAGGUCCACCUGUAGACGGGACGGACUGUGCACCUGGGAAGUGGUGUUUUAAAGGUCAUUGCAUCUGGAGGUCCAGCCAAGAGCCUCAGGGUCACGAUGGGAGCUGGAGCUCAUGGUCCAAGUUUGGGUCGUGCUCCAGGACGUGUGGGGGUGGGAUCCGGUCCCGCAGCAGACAAUGCAACAAUCCUCCGCCGGCCUAUGGGGGCCGAGACUGCCCCGGCUCUGCUUUUGACUACCAGAUGUGCAACACAGAAGAGUGCGCUGGCGCUUACGAGGACUUCCGUGCUCAACAGUGCAUCCAGAGAAGCAACAAAUACCACAAAAAUAUGAAGCACACCUGGCUGCCGUAUGAGGACCCAGAUGACUCCCGUAAAUGCGAGUUGAGCUGCAUUUCUAAAGAAACAGAAGAAAUCGUAUUCAUGAACCAGGUUGUGCAUGAUGGGACACGGUGCAGCUACUCUGACCCAUACAGUGUGUGCGCUCGAGGGGAGUGUCUGCAUGUAGGCUGCGAUAAGGAGGUGGGCUCCUACAAAGAAGAGGACAAAUGCGGGGUGUGUGAAGGGGACAACUCCCACUGCCGCACUGUGAAGCUGACGCUGACCAAAACUCCCAAAAAAAAUGGAAUGCUGAAAAUGUUUGACAUCCCAAUAGGAGCCCGGCACAUUGUCAUUGAGGAAAAUGAGACUUCCUCUCAUAUUAUUGCUGUGAAGAACCAAGUCAGCGGCAACUUCAUACUGAAUGAAAAAAGCGAAGAUGCAAAGUUAAAGACGUUCAUCAAAAAUGGUUUACAGUGGGAGUAUUCCAGCGAUGGCGACAGGGAAACACUGAAAACAAGCGGUCCUCUGCAUGACGGCAUCGUGGUGCUGGUUAUUCCAAUGGAAGAAGAAGUGAAAAUUAGCUUGACCUAUAAGUACAUAAUACACGAAGACCUGCUGCCUCUUAUUACCAACAACAAUGUUCUUCUUUCUGAACUGGACACGUAUGAAUGGGCCCUGAAGAGCUGGUCUCAGUGCUCCAAACCAUGUGGGGGAGGAAUACAGUAUACAAAGUAUGGAUGCAGGAGGAAGAGUGACGGCCGUUUGGUGCAUCGCAACUUUUGUGAAAGCAGCAAAAAGCCUAAACCAAUCCGCAAACGGUGUAACAUGCUGGAGUGCAGUCAGCCAAAGUGGGUGAUGGAGGACUGGAGCCCCUGCAGUAAGAGCUGCGGGAAACUUGGCUACCAGACCAGAGUGGUGCAGUGCAUGCAGGCUCUCCACAACGGCACCAGCAGGCCAAUCCACAGCAAACACUGUCCCACCAAUCGACCUGAAACGAGGCGAGUCUGCAACCACACCGCAUGCCCUGCGCAGUGGCGGACGGGGGCGUGGUCUCAGUGCUCAGUGAGCUGCGGUGAGGGGAUUCAGCAAAGGCAGGUGGUGUGCAAAACCAGCGACAACACCGUGGGGGAAUGUGAAGGCGAGAAGCCGGAAACUGUCCUUAUUUGCAAACUGAGUCCCUGUCCAGGGUUACCCCUCUCAUCUCCCUCAUCCCAAAUGACAGAAAAUGCUACGAUGAAUGGGGAAGCUGUAUACCAAAUGGUUCCCAAAAAUCCAGUUGACAAAAUGUCUAAUGAGCCUUGUCUAGGAGACAAAUCCAUUUUCUGUCAGAUGGAAGUUCUUGCUCGCUACUGCUCCAUCCCUGGAUAUUACAAACUUUGCUGUGAGUCGUGCAGUCGGAAGGAAGGUCUCCCCACAAAUGCACUCGACCUCCAUAAACCUGAGGUUUUCCCAACCCAGAACCCUUCUAAAACCGCAGACGCUGCUGCUCGGACCUCACCACCAACAGAUGCUGCUUUGCUCCAGACUCCUGCAGACGUCUCUGACAGGGAGCCUCCACUACCUCCAGGCCCGCCACUUCCCACAGCAGAUGCCAGUGGAGGUCAAAAUAGCACUUUAAGCCCAGAUGCUGUCAGGUCAAGAAGGGACAACUUAGGAUCUGAGAGGGAUUCAGGUCACAGAACCCUGUCGGCUCGGAAAUGAGCAGCGAGCAAUUUUUGAACAAACCUUCUGCUCAGUUUCAGAUUCACUCAAAGUUUUGCUGCGAUGUUUUGUUUUUCAUGUCAGUGAAUUCAAACCAGCCCUGCAAUGGUUACCUCAUAAAAAAAACACACAAACCGCAGAGUGAGGUUUGUGUGCUUCACCUGCACACCGGUCCUCACACACAACAUGAGUGGAAUAAAAAGUUGUCAUAACAAGGUGCUGUAAACUUAACCGACUACAAGAAGUGCUCAAAAUGUGAUGACUGCAUUAGUAUAUUCAUUUUUUUCUCUGUGUACAGUUGUGUAAACCUUUUUUUCCAAGUGCAUUAGAACUACUAUGAAUGGUUUGCGUACAGAGGUGCAUGUGCCAGCUAUGGACUCUAAAGUGUGCCUCCAGUCUGAUUAUGAGAACAGGAAAGAAAUGGCUGCAUAUUUGUGUUCAAUUAAAAUGCAAUAACUUAAUUAAAAUUAGUUCUAAAAUAAGAUCCUCUUCAUAUAGGCACUUUUUGAUAUUAGAAACAAAUUAACUAACAAGAUAAAAAAGGGAUGUUUUACAUUUUAAUUGCUCACAGCUCUGUUUUUCAUUAUAAUUUUAAAGUUGUUUUCAAAAUAAAGUGUCUCUAACCACAAUGAAUCAUUCAAAUUAAAGUGUCUCUAACCACAGUGAAUCGUUUAAAAAUAUAUUUGCAUUUGCAAUAGAGCGAUUGAAGUCUGAACAAAAUUAAAUGUUAUUUUUUCACAAUUUUCCCCUCUGAUUAUGACUUUUUUAAACACCAUAUGCAGCUUUUUAGAUUAAUUCCUUCUUUGUGCAUGUGGGCGAUGUAGAAACAAGGGAAUCACAGUGAAGCUGCUUCUAAAAUGUUUGCCCUGUUGGACUUAAAACCAGCAGAUGCCUGUUAUUUCUCAGCAAUUAAUUGCAGAAGAAAAGAUGCCUGGAAACGACAUAAUGUAAAUUUAUUACAAAAACGUCACUUUUUUGGCCUCACUCGCUGAAACAAAGAAAAAAGCGUCUGAUGAGUCAUCGAUUCAUUUUAGGAUUAUCAGACAUUUCUGUCUGUGUAGCUGAAGCCUUUUUCGGAAAGCAGCUAGUUUUCUGCGUCCUUUUAUUUAAAAAAAAAAUAAAAGGAGAUCACCAAAACUGCUUUUAUCGUUUAAAAUAAUUCACUUGAAUGAAGUGUGUUUGUUAAAAAUGUUUCUGGUGGCACACUCCAGACUUCAUGGCUAUCACUCCCGACUGGAAGCUUUGUAGCUUCUCAGUCUCCGGUGCUCUUGUUUUUUUUUUGUUUUGUUUUUUGGUUCAGAUUGACCACACAUGAUUAUCCUCAUUAAUGUUUAAAAAAAAGAAAAAAAGAAAAUAGGUUAUAAUUUUUUACAGUACUGUAGUACAAACUCUGCCAGUUGUUGUCAAAGUCUGUAACUUAGUGCUUUAAAGACCCACUCCGAUCAUCUUUUGAUCUAUUUUGAAAGCAUUCCCAGCGGUCUUUUUAUUAUGAUUAUGCCAAUUUUUAGCACCAAAAAAAAGUUGUUUUUAUGGAACAUAGUUUUUGCAGAGUGGCAGAGGUUCAUCAGAAAGUUGUCUCUGAGUCAUGGGAACCCCUUUUCCCUCCCUGUUGAUGAGAGCUCUCUGUUUACACCCUCUCCCCCAACGUAACAUUACAUGUGCAACAAAAAUGGCGAGCAAUACUGGAACGAUGCAACCGUACAGUUUUAAGCCAGAUGCCAGCUCAGACGAGGAAUUUAAAGACGUACAUGGAUAUUUUUCCAACAUCAUUUUUUUUUUAUCUGCACCUGAUUUGAAUAAAGAUAAACUCAGAAAUGCAAGUUUAAUCUUAAUUUUCUAUACAUUUGUCCUCUGUCAGCAGAAAAUUCUACAAGAACAUGUUCAAAACACAAUUUUCACCGGAGUGGGUCUUUUAGGGCUAAGAUUUCAGAGAGAAUACUUAUAUUAGUACAGUUUUCAGGUAGGAAUGUAUAUAGUGUAAAUUUCAGUUCAUAAACGUUUCGCGAAUUGGAAAAUCGGAGCAAUGCUGUAAGUCUGCAGGUUGUCUACAUCUGUUUCUGCUUUUUGCAGAUUAUACCACCAUGUUCAUUGUAUAGAUCUUGUACAUACAUACCUAAAUGAAAGCUUUAAAUGUUAAUAUUUAUUGAAUUUUUAAGUGAACAACGUAAAAAAAAAAUCUAAAAGAACAAAAGUUUUUGCUAUUUCACUAAAUUUUUCUUUGUUUUUUUUUUGUUUUGUUUUUUCAAUGGACUUCUUAGAAGAAGGAGAGGAACAUAUUGUUGUAAAGUCAUAACUACUUUCCUAAAUAAAAAUCACAAAUUUACCUUUUGACA
Molecule: messenger RNA, 6289 nt
Organism: Oryzias latipes (Japanese medaka)
Lineage: Eukaryota; Metazoa; Chordata; Actinopteri; Beloniformes; Adrianichthyidae
Gene: adamts14
Product: ADAM metallopeptidase with thrombospondin type 1 motif, 14
Biological process (GO): proteolysis; extracellular matrix organization
Cellular component (GO): extracellular matrix
Molecular function (GO): metalloendopeptidase activity
Source: RefSeq, a predicted model, not a curated record